Messenger RNA from Saccostrea cuccullata (small rock oyster), 1316 nucleotides. RefSeq lists its product as uncharacterized. Bases 615 to 1316 code for a protein of 233 amino acids. The record is from RefSeq and is a predicted model, not a curated record. NCBI's taxonomy places the organism in Eukaryota, Metazoa, Mollusca, Bivalvia, Ostreida, Ostreidae. The transcript has 4 exons.
UAUGCCACUCAUUCGGCAAAAAAGAAUUUUUAAAAUGAAAAUGAAAACCACCUUUCUAGGAAACCGACAACUUUUCUAUUGAUCUCAAAAUAAAAGACAUGCUGGAAUUUAGAGACAAAACGAGGUUUCUGACUGAAGAAUGUCGCCGCCAUUCUGAGCACAAUAUAUUGCUGCUAAUAUUCAUUUUUUUUAAAUGGCUGUCUUAAAAUCAAUUUAUUCAGCAUUGUUUGGUUAUGUUUUUGGCAUGAAAGUCCUUUCAUGUAUACCGUCUGACUUUGUCCCAAACCGCAUAUUUAAGACAUGUUUGCUAACUCAUUCAUACAAUGUAUUCUUAUCUCACAUGAUGUCAAUAUCAUUAGUUAAAUUAUCUGAACACUUUUACUUCCAAAGCACAACAAAGCCCAUAUCGUUCCUCCUUUCUAUGUAUUAUACAAUUUGUUUACUUAGAUUCGUAUUUCUUUCUCUUCUUAUUUUUUUUUUUCAUAACUACAAGUAGGACGUUUAGUAGCAGCCAAUAUACUGAGCUGGCAUUCAAGUGAUAAAAAAAAACAUAAUUUAAAACCGGAAGAAUUUAUUUAACACCACAUUUAAUGUAAAUACAACACUGCUUUGACAUGAAGUUAGCUCACAUAGCAAUAUUUUUCACAGUAUUAAGAAAUGAUGACACGCUUGCUUAUGAAAACAUAGCUUUAAACAACCCCACACGACAGUCACGCCAGUAUUACAGUACUAUUCAACCACCUGCUAUAUUUGACUCCAGUAAUGCUGUUGAUGGUCUAAAGACUAACUUCUCUUCUUAUGGAGGACAAUGCGUUAUAUCAGCUGAUGGACAGAAGAACGCCACUUGGUGGGUUAACUUGACGUCCAUCCAAAGUAUACAUCAUAUAAAGAUAUACUACAGGACAGACAAUACAGCAUGGGGUGCUCAAAAUGGAUACACCGCAAGAUUUCUAGGAUUCUAUCUUUAUGUAUCAAACACAACACGCAUUCUAGAUGGGCAUCUGUGUUUUCACGACACAGUUUACAACAGAUCUACAAUACCAGCUGUGGUCAACAUAUCCUGUCCCGUACAUGGACAAUAUGUCAUUUAUUUCAAUGAAAGACCUCAGGCGACCCAAUUUGCUGAUCAAUUUUCGUCGAAUGCACAUAAUGAAUUAUGUGAAGUUGAAGUUUAUGGUUGUAACGAAACAGGAGUCUAUGGACUAGACUGUUCCCUCCCUUGUCCAGAUACAAACUGUCGUUAUUGUCACAUAGAGACCGGUGCUUGUCAGGGAUGUAACCCUGGAUACCAGGGACGUCACUGUGAAUUGCGUUAG